AUGAAGAAUAAAAAUUUUAAUCAGCUAUUCCACCCGUCAGCCGACUUUGAGAUCCGUAGAUUGCUAGUGGUGGUAGGAGAACAGCAGCAGCAACAGCAAAACCUUAAGCUUUAUAAGCACUGCUGCCAACUCCUGAAACUUGCUAAGACACCAGCACUGAAAUUUAAGAAGUUCUCUUUGCUGGGGUGGAGUGAUGGUGGAAUUACAGCACUCAUUGCAGCUGCAAAGUAUCCAACUCUUAUCCACAAGUUGGUUGUCUGGGGAGCAAAUGCCAGCGUUACUCAAGAGGAUGUGAGAAUUUAUAAUGGCAUCCGAGAUGUUUCAAAAUGGAGUGAAAAGGUAAAGAAACCACUGGAAGAGAUGUAUGGACAUAAGUACUUUGCAAAAACCUGUGAGGCUUGGGUAGAUGGAAUAUCUCGCUUUGCUGAAAAAUCAGAUGGUAAUAUCUGCCAACAGUUGCUGCCAGAUAUUAAAUGUCCCACAUUUAUAAUUCAUGGUGAGAAAGAUGCUUUGGUUCCACAAGCUCAUGCAGAAUACAUUCAUAAGCACAUCAAAGGCUCCCGGUUGCUUCUGAUGCCAGAAGGAAAGCAUAAUCUACACCUGCGUUUUGCAGAGGACUUCAACAGACAAGUGGAAGAUUUCCUACACUGACUUAAACUUUAAAACAAGUUAGAGGUGUUUGUCCUCGCCUUGUUUAGGAAUUUUAGUUGGCUUUCCAUUGUCAUUCAAGUUAUAGGUAGGUUUGAGUCCUGUAAGAAAAACCAUGAAAGAUAUUUGCAUGAGAAGCAUACGCUUUGAGAAUAUGUAAGCCCCAGUGGAUCAGAGCACACCAGUGUGCUGCAAGGCUUCUAACAUGUCUUUAAACUUACUUCUUGCCACAUGGGCCAAAUAGCUAUUCUGUGUCCAAUAGAGUUAAGAAAGACAGAAAACAUGAUCUAGAAUACAUGCCUUUAUGUGCUCUUAACAUUAAAGGACAAAAA
Messenger RNA from Fulmarus glacialis (Northern fulmar), 980 nucleotides. It is a transcript of the gene BPHL, whose product is annotated as biphenyl hydrolase-like (serine hydrolase). The coding region runs from base 1 to 651 and encodes 216 amino acids. The record is from RefSeq and is a predicted model, not a curated record. NCBI's taxonomy places the organism in Eukaryota, Metazoa, Chordata, Aves, Procellariiformes, Procellariidae. The transcript is spliced from 5 exons.